Molecule: messenger RNA, 1827 nt
Organism: Aspergillus glaucus CBS 516.65
Lineage: Eukaryota; Fungi; Ascomycota; Eurotiomycetes; Eurotiales; Aspergillaceae
Product: mitochondrial 37S ribosomal protein mS29
Exons: 3
Coding region: 186-1637 (483 amino acids)
Cellular component (GO): mitochondrial small ribosomal subunit
Molecular function (GO): structural constituent of ribosome
Source: RefSeq, a predicted model, not a curated record
GGCGCUUAAGGGCGGCCGCCACACUAUUCCUGUUUCAGUAACAGGAAUAAUCUGCUGUGCUCCGAUUCCCCAAGUUAACAUCUUCCACCAAAAACUACCCCAUUUACCUCCACCAACUCUGCCAAUUCGCAGCAGCUUGCUUGACAGUCAACCACUGGCCCGUGCCGGUGCAUUGCAGUCAAACAAUGGCUUCUGCUUUCUGCCGAGGCUGCCUCUCGCGGCUCCCUCGAGCAAGUUUCCUACCUCCGCCGCCCACCGUCCCCCGAACCACCACCACCGCAACCGCAGCAGCAACAACAGCCGGAUUCCACACAUCCGCCGUGCACUAUGCCAACCCGACAAAGAAGAGCAACAGCUUGGACAGCGGGCCCAAAUACCGCCAGGCCAAAUCCGCUAAGAUGAAGAGGAAGAAGCCGGUCGAGCGGACCCGUCCCCCACCCAUCGGCGAGCGCAAGGCCCUCCGGAAUCGCAUCGUGCUGGGCAACCCCAAUGCUCUGGAGCCGGCGGACAUGCAGAACAUUUCCGUUGAGAAUAUGGGGGACCCGCGCGUGCGUGGGUCGGUCGUUGGCCUGCCUGUGUCGAUGCUGGAGCAGUUGAGGUCCGUUCAUGCGUUUAAGAAAAGUCAGGGUUGGGGGUUAUUCCGUCGUCCGGCGACUUUUAUGAGGAAGGAGGCGUUGGAGAUGGGCCGGUUGUUUGAGAAGAUUUCGGGUGAGGAGCAGGGUAAGGUUGUUAAGAAGGUUAUUACUGGUAAGGUGGGGUCGGGGAAGUCGGUGUUUUUGACGCAGGCUAUGGCUAUGGGUUUUCUGAAGAAUUGGGUUGUUUUCACUGUGCCUGAGACCCAGGAAUUGGUCAACGCGCAUACUGGUUACGCGCCGCUUGGCGACGCCAACCCCGGCCUCUACGUCCAGAAUCAAGCCACUUCGCAGUUGCUGCAGCGCACGUUCAAGGCCAAUGAGAAGGUCCUGUCCGGCCUGAAAGUCUCCCAGGAACACCCUGCUCUGAAGUCGCUGGUCAAGCCCGGCAUGACUCUGGCACAGCUCACCGGCCUCGGUAUCAAGGACCAAGCUGUUGCCUGGCCCGUCUUCCAGGCCUUGUGGGCUGAACUCACCAGCACGAGUGCGCCUCGCCCCCCCAUCCUCGUCACCGUGGACGGCCUCUCCCACGACCUCGUCUUCGUGCGCCACUUCCUCUCUCUUCUCCAGCCCAGUACCAACGGCAAGUCCACACUCCCCAACGGCGGCCUCCUCCUCUAUGCCACCUCCGGCUCCAACAGCCCGCGCAUCUACUCCUUCGACGUCGCUCUCAAGCAGCUCGAAGCCACCACCUCGGGCAUGAACCCUAAGAGCCCGGAAUUCCCCCAGGUAGACGCAUACCAGAAGCCAGACUCGCGCGUCAUCGAGGCCUUCACCGCCCCGAAGCCCACCUCGGAUAAGGAGGGUAAAUUGGAACUGCAGCCCCUGUCUGGUCUCACGCCUGAGGACACCGUGGGGUACAUGGAGUUCUGGGCAAAGAGCGGUCUUAUUCGCCAACAUAUGAAUUUCCAGUGGGUGUCGCAGCUGUGGACCAAGUCUUCUGGUGGUGUUAUUGGAGAGUUGCACCGUCUCGGGGGCCGGCUUAGGGUUCCUCAGCGUACUUGAUCGGUUUUCGGUUUAGUUAUGACCUGGUUUUGUGAUCACAUCCAAGUCCGUUAGAUGGCAUAUGAUGAUGGAUGUGUCUGAAGAUCUGUAUUCUACUUAUGCUCCAGUUUGGUUUCUUUUUCUCGUUGAUUUGUAUGGAUAAUGGAAUUAAAAAAUCUUUAUGUUCAUUGAACGGCCCCUCACGCUGGCA